CGCAGCUGCCGAAACCGUGUCGAGUUGGCAAGCUGUCCUGUGUAAUCCGUAAUCCGUACCCCGUACCCAAGAGCUCAAUCGAUGCCGCAUCAACCACUCGAACAGGCGCACAUACCUUCCAUGUUCGUUUUCAUUUGACGCAGGAGGGCGCGUCAGCCGGAACAAUCAUGCGAAGGACAGGCGCUUUGGCGCUUUUGAGCGCUCUCGCUCACGGCAGUCUUGCGGCAGCGAACAGCUUACCCCGGGGCGUUGGACCUGAGUUUGCCAGGUUUUAUACGAACAAGUCUGCCUUCACGUGCAUUAGCAACCCCUCCAUCACACUCGAGCCGGCUCAGAUCAAUGACAACUCAUGCGAUUGCCCCGACGGCUCUGAUGAGCCAGGAACUGCUGCUUGUUCCCACAUUGACUCCCUGUCUCCUGAGCAACCCCUCCCGGGGUCGAUAACAGGCACCACCAACACUACGAAUGCCCUGCCCGGCUUCUGGUGCGCCAAUGCAGGCCAUAUCGGUAACUACGUGCCUUUCAUGUACGUUAAUGACGGCGUGUGUGACUACGAGCUGUGCUGCGACGGCAGCGACGAGUUUGCACAUGUUGGCGGGAUCCAGUGCGAGAACCGCUGCGACGCCAUCGGCAAGGAACACCGUCGCCUGGAGGAGGAACGCAGGCAGAGCAAGGAGAGAUCGGCCAAACGGAAACGGACCAUGGCGAAAGAAGCCCGCGAACUGCGGCGCAGGGUGGAGGCCAGGGUUUCCACCCUGAAAGCGGAACUAGAGGGGCUUGAGAUUAAGAAGGAGGAGCUGCAGAAGAAGUACGAGGAAGUUGAACGCUCUGAGCGGAACAAAGUAGUUAAAGCUGGCGGCCAAGGCGGAAGACUCGGCGUCCUUGUCGGCCACGCGAAGGCCCGUGUAGCCAAGCUCCGCGACGCGCUGGACAAGCUGCUAGACCAGCGUGAUGACCUGCAGGAUAGGGUGGAACAACUCGAAGAUAUCCUCACCAAGCUCAAGGAGGAAUAUAACCCUAAUUUCAACGAUGAGGGCGUUAAGGCCGCCGUCAAGGCCUGGGAGGACUACGCAGCUGGUCAGGCCGGCGAGAAGCCAAGCGAGAUCUCGGAUACGGAGAUCACGGAGUUGCUGAAGGAAGACGGCGAAUCAUCUGGUAUCAACUGGGCCGAGUUCGAAAACUCCGAGGAGAGUGACGCGGAUGUUAUCUACAACUGGGAAGCUUACCUCCCAGGGCCCGUUAACGAUUUCGUCCGCGACAAGAUCGAGUUGUUGCGAGUUUGGGCCAUUGAGAAGGGUAUUCUGGCCGACAAUCGCAGCGGAGCCAAAGAAUCUCGUUUGGUCACAGCUGCCAGGGAGGCGCUAAAUGCCGUCAAGAACGACAUCUCGUCUAAAAAGGCCAACCUGGAAGAGCAGCAGCGUGACUUAGAGAAGGAUUACGGCGUGGACGACAUCUUCCGAGCUCUCAAGGGGAAGUGCGUCAAUAGCGACGUCGGCGAGUACAACUAUGAGCUUUGCUGGAUGGAGCGUGCGACGCAGAAGAGCAAGAAGGGACAUGGCAACACCAAUAUGGGCAACUUCGUGCGCAUUGACAAAGAAAUCGCAGAUGAGGAGGAACGGCCCGAUGGGAAGAGCCUGGGCAGGGGCGAGAGAAUGGUGCUACGGUAUGAGAACGGUCAGGGCUGCUGGAACGGCCCGCAGAGGAGAACCGACGUGUGGCUUGCAUGUGCCGAGGUGGACGAGCUUUGGCGCGUUACAGAGUCGGAAAAAUGCAUCUACAAGAUGGAGGUGGGCACCCCCGCCGCUUGCGAAGAUGUGCAAGAGCCGAGGGUGAGGACCAAGGAUGAGCUUUAGUACAUACAUGAAAAGUACAUUGUGGCGUGUUACAGCUGGCGUGGGCUCAUUAAAUAGUGCUUCAUUACUAGAGGCAGUUGUGGAAUAAACCUGACUUUGAAGCGAGACGCUGUCCCC
Molecule: messenger RNA, 1970 nt
Organism: Thermothelomyces thermophilus ATCC 42464
Lineage: Eukaryota; Fungi; Ascomycota; Sordariomycetes; Sordariales; Chaetomiaceae
Exons: 3
Coding region: 168-1853 (561 amino acids)
Biological process (GO): N-glycan processing
Cellular component (GO): glucosidase II complex
Source: RefSeq, a predicted model, not a curated record